AUGUCGGUCCGGGAGAAUGUACCACCCCAGAAGCCUUGGUCAUGGAUCUCUAGGUCCCAAAGAGACUUGGUAAAGUCUAUCCUGAUUGGGGCUCCAGGAGGUAAGGCAGGGUACCUGAGGUUGGCCAGUGUGGCUCAGUUAACUCAGGAGCUGGGUUCUGCCUUCUUCCAGCGGCAGCAGCUGUCGGCUGCUAUGGCGGACACAUUCCUGGAACACCUCUGCCUGCUGGACAUCGACUCGGAGCCUCUGGCCGCUCGCAGUACUAGCAUCAUCGCCACCAUCGGGCCGGCUUCUCGCUCUGUGGAGCGCCUCAAGGAAAUGAUCAAGGCCGGGAUGAACAUAGCGCGACUCAACUUCUCCCACGGUUCUCACGAGUAUCACGCUGAGUCUAUCGCCAACAUCCGGGAGGCAGUAGAGAGCUUUGCAACUUCCCCACUGAGUUACCGACCUGUGGCCAUCGCUCUGGAUACCAAGGGGCCAGAAAUACGCACUGGGAUCCUCCGAGGGGGCCCGGAGUCGGAGGUGGAGAUAGCGAAGGGCUCCCGGGUGCUGGUGACUGUGGACCCGGCGUUCCGGACACUGGGGGAUGCCGAAACCGUGUGGGUGGACUACCCCAAUAUCAUCCGGGUCGUGCCGAUGGGGGGCCGCAUCUACAUUGACGACGGGCUCAUCUCCUUAGUGGUCAAGACAAUCGAUCCAGAGGGGCUGGUGACCGAAGUGGAGAAUGGUGGCAUCCUGGGUAGCCGGAAAGGGGUGAACUUGCCAGGUGUUAAGGUGGACCUGCCUGGGCUGUCUGAGCAAGAUGCCCGGGACCUGAGCUUCGGGGUGAAGCAUGGUGUGGACAUCAUCUUUGCCUCCUUUAUACAAACAGCCAGUGAUGUGGUGGCUGUUCGGACUGCCUUGGGUCCUGAAGGACAGGGCAUCAAGAUCAUCAGCAAAAUUGAGAACCAUGAAGGCGUGAAGAAGUUUGAUGAAAUCCUGGAGGUGAGCGAUGGCAUCAUGGUUGCCCGGGGAGACCUUGGCAUCGAGAUCCCAGCAGAGAAGGUUUUUCUGGCUCAGAAGAUGAUGAUCGGACGCUGUAACUUGGCUGGCAAGCCUGUAGUCUGUGCUACACAGAUGCUGGAGAGUAUGGUCACUAAGCCCCGACCAACACGGGCAGAGACAAGCGAUGUGGCCAAUGCUGUGCUGGAUGGAGCAGAUUGCAUCAUGCUGUCCGGGGAAACUGCCAAGGGCAGCUUUCCUGUGGAGGCUGUAAAGAUGCAGCAUGCGAUUGCCCGAGAGGCAGAAGCUGCAAUCUACCACCGGCAGCUGUUUGAGGAACUGCGCCGGGCAGCACCACUAAGCCGUGACCCCACUGAGAUCACUGCCAUCGGUGCUGUGGAAGCUGCCUUUAAGUGCUGUGCUGCGGCCAUCAUCGUACUGACCUCAACUGGCCGCUCAGCCCAGCUUCUCUCUCGGUACCGACCUCGAGCAGCAGUCAUUGCCGUCACCCGCUCUGCCCAGGCCGCCCGUCAGGUCCACCUAUGCCGAGGUGUCUUCCCCUUGCUCUAUCGUGAGCCUCCAAAGGCCAUCUGGGCAGAGGAUGUGGACCACCGGGUCCAGUUCGGCAUUGAAAGUGGAAAGCUCCGGGGCUUCCUCCAUGUUGGGGACCUGGUGAUUGUGGUGACCGGCUGGCGGCCUGGCUCCGGCUAUACCAACAUCAUGCAGGUGCUGAGCAUAACCUGA
Molecule: messenger RNA, 1725 nt
Organism: Chrysochloris asiatica (Cape golden mole)
Lineage: Eukaryota; Metazoa; Chordata; Mammalia; Afrosoricida; Chrysochloridae
Gene: PKLR
Product: pyruvate kinase, liver and RBC
Exons: 11
Coding region: 1-1725 (574 amino acids)
Biological process (GO): cellular response to insulin stimulus; glycolytic process
Cellular component (GO): cytoplasm
Molecular function (GO): potassium ion binding; magnesium ion binding; pyruvate kinase activity
Source: RefSeq, a predicted model, not a curated record